AUGUUGACAAGAUUAAAUUUUUUACGAAGAGGAUAUUCUAUUCCUCAAUUGAUAUUAACUAAAUAUCGACCAAUGCAUUUAACAUCAUUGUUGUCAACACAAAGUAAUAUACCGCCACCACCAUCAUCUACAAAAAAGGAUUCCACGACUACGUCAACACGUUCUCCUUUGUCACCAAGUGAACUAACCGAUGCUGUUCUACGACGUCUACAUUUUCGGGAACAACGUGGUGUUGUUAAAGCACUUAUUAUUGGAUCGGGAAUUGUAGUUGUAUCGACUGUUCUAUUUUUAUAUGUUUUUCGAACGCCAUUAAAAAAUCAAACUGUUCAACAAGUUGCUGAUGUGGCAAGAAGUAGUUUAGAGCAAGAUAGUGUAAAACAACAAGUAAAUCUUUUAUCACAAGAACUUAUACAAAAUCUUUUAUCGGAUCCAAAUAUAUUAUCAAAAGCUCUUUUAUUUCUUGAACAUGUUAUGGAUAAUCCUUCAACAAAAGAAACAUUAAUUCGUCUUUUACAACGUUUAAUGACUGAUCAACUAAUGCAAAAAAAUGUAUCGGAAUUUACAUCACAAAUAAUAUAUGAUGUUAUGAAAAAACCUGAAACUGAAAUUCAACUUGGACAAUUAUUUCGACGUGCUAUUUUACAAAAAGAUAAUCAAGAUGCGUUAUAUAUAUUACUAAAAAGCUUAGCUGAUGAUGAAAAAACUAAACAAAUGUUAAGUGAUUUAGCAACAGAAAUAAGUCAUCGAGUAUUAAAUGAUGAAACUGUUAAAUUAGCUGCAACAACAUUUGUUAAAGAUAUACUUAAUGAUUCAGGUUUACAAGCACAAAGUGGAGAUUUUGCAUGGAAUGCAGUUAAGAAUGCAUUAAAACCUAAAUGGUUUACUAGUCAUGCAAAAUCAACAACCCUGGAUGAAAAACAAAAAACCGAUGAAUAUGUAUUAGAAUCUGAUUUUGAAAAUUCUAUCAUUCUACCACCAUUUGCACGAUCAUCAUCAUAG
Messenger RNA from Adineta steineri, 999 nucleotides. NCBI's taxonomy places the organism in Eukaryota, Metazoa, Rotifera, Eurotatoria, Adinetida, Adinetidae. The record is from the annotation of a GenBank genome assembly.